Messenger RNA from Saccostrea cuccullata (small rock oyster), 3910 nucleotides. RefSeq names its product adhesion G protein-coupled receptor L2-like. Gene Ontology annotation, biological process: negative regulation of angiogenesis; adenylate cyclase-activating G protein-coupled receptor signaling pathway; cell surface receptor signaling pathway. The record is from RefSeq and is a predicted model, not a curated record. Gene Ontology annotation, molecular function: G protein-coupled receptor activity. NCBI's taxonomy places the organism in Eukaryota, Metazoa, Mollusca, Bivalvia, Ostreida, Ostreidae. Bases 19 to 3717 code for a protein of 1232 amino acids. Gene Ontology annotation, cellular component: plasma membrane. The transcript is spliced from 33 exons.
UAUUACUCUAAUGUUAGGAUGGAGAUGUUAGUGUGUAUUCUGUUUUAUCUACUAUCCGUGUCAACCAUACACUGUCAUGCUUGCAAAGGCCAACAACAAAUAAUUCUUCAGUCUUAUGUUGGGGAAAAGGUGGCGUAUCCAGAAAAAUUUCCGCUGGAAAAAGGAUACGAAGCUAACUUGAACUGCACAUGGAAAGUCAGCGCGGUGGCAGGAUAUGAAAUUGUCGUUUAUCCAAAGUGGAUGUGCGAAUCUGAUGCAUCUUUCCGCCUAUAUUAUGGUUCAGCAACAUCAUCAGUGCUAGAUAAUUGUGUAGGCUGUCCUAAGUUAGAUGGCCAUUGUAAGGAAAUUAUACAAACUGCAUCCUCAGAAAUUCUCCUGACCAUUACAACAUCAUCUUCAUAUAGGGAAGGAGGUUUCCAGUUUCGUUUCAUGUCGGUUGAAAGCAAAAAAAUUGAUACCUGUGACUCUACUGAUAAAACACUCCGGGCGGAAUCAACACCUAAAUAUAUCAUAUCUCCUGGAUUCCCGUCUAAUUACCCAAGUAAUUUACAAUGCUUUUGGAAAGUGGAACCUGCUAUAAUGAAGAAGGACAUUCGUUUGGUUUUUGAGUUCCGGUCUCUGAAUUUAGAAGAAGGCUUUGAUAGCUGCACUGAUUACAUUAUGAUAGAUGUUGAUGAAAUUUGUACACAAUCGGAAGAAACUAUUUUAAGCACGGCCGACCGUGUGAUCUUGAAUUACACCACGGCAGAGGUGCGGUUUGUAAGUGAUAUAGGAUUUGAAAGCAGCGGAUUUGUUCUAGCUUUUUACAUUGAAGACAAAGUUAAAUCCUGCUACUGUCAGCAUGGAGGUACCUGCUUGAAUUCUACAUGUCUUUGUCCACGUGGUUAUAAAGGCAGUUUUUGCGAGUCAGAAUCGUUGAAAAUUCUUUCCUGGAAAAGCAACAAUAUAUUAUUGCGUGAAGGUAAACCUUUGUGGCUGGAAUUAGAGACAGUAGAUGACCAAAGUCCAAGUGUCAAAUGGUUUCGCAACGGAAUAGAAAUAACCAGUGCUUCUUUAAGAUAUACAAGAAAUUCCUUUAAAGCUCCACACGGUUCAUUUCUCCAUGUACUAAACAUAUUCAAUGCUUUAAGACGAGAUGAAGGAAAUUGGACUGUUGAAGUAUCAAAUGGUGUUACUACCACAUAUAGAAAUAUCGUUAUAAGAGUUCUUCCAAGACUUUUGCUACAGAUGACACCACAAUUCGACUUUUCGAUUCAAAGCGGAGAAAGUUUAAAUCUUCAAUGUACAGUAAUCAAUCCAGAAUCUCUGUCUAAUUCCACGAGCGGAAGUUUAAUCUGGCAGAGAAAUGGGAAGAAUAUCAUAACAGAUUCGCAGUUUGAUAUAACAACAACUGACAUUUCCACGACAUUAAAGAAGAACUCGACAGGAAUCGAUGAUUCUGGAAGUUAUUUAUGCUCACAUUCUUCUUAUCCUGAUCCAACAAAUGUCUCUAUCACCGUAAUGGUAACAAAACCAGAACAAAUUAGAUGUCCAAACGCAGUAUUUGAUGGAAUAACAUGGAAUGCGACAAUCGCAGGAACAACUAAAAGAGAAUCCUGUCCAGAAAAUCAGAUAGGUACUGCAACUAGGUUUUGUAACACUCAAGGUGAAUGGGAAACCCCUAAUCUGGUCAACUGUACUGACGAAGCUUUUGUGAACGCUUCAAAUGAGCUGGAUGCUUUGAUAGAGGACGGAAUUGAUGACUCAGAGCAAGUUAAGAAAACUAUUGAUAAUACUUUAGUGAAGAUGAAAAAUUUGACAUCUCAAAGUACUUCACUGAGUGCCGGAGAUAUCAGUUCCUCUCUAGACAUCAUAGAGAAGAUUGUCAACGUUACCAAUCUGACGGGUGCGAAUAUUGAAAAAGAGGUGUUCUUUGAGGUCGUCGACAAUGUUUUGUCUUCCAACAAUUCUAAAUCAUGGACAACCGUACAAGACAAGACGGAGAAGGAUGCUAGUUCUUUACUGAAAAAUAUGGACAGACUUAGUGAAGUCAUCAUGAAAAAUGACAACAUUACCGCAACAACAUUUACUGGCACAAAUUUUGAGGUGACCGUUGAUAAAACAAAUCUAGAGGAGAAUGGGAUAACAUUUCCGAAGAGAUCGUCAAACAACAGCAACGAAGUUGACGAUGGCAUUGCUACUUUUCUUCAAUUACCAAAGCAAGCAAAUAAAACAGGGGAAGCUAUUGCUUAUGUUGCUGUGAUAUAUAGGACGAUUUCCGAGAUUCUGCAAACAAAUACAGAUGCAGAUAGAGAUUAUAAAUUGGAAACAAUUGCAAAUGAUGAAAAAGUGAGAAAAAAAGAAGUUAAAGAAAUUGUGAAUUCUGAAAUUUUGUCACUCACAACACAGACGGACUUAGGACUGCUUUUCCCUCCUCUAAAUCUAACUUUUCAACAUCUAGACAAGAACAAAAGUGAUAAAUUUCAAGCUACCUGUGUAUCGUGGAAUUUUACAUUAAAAAGGUGGUCAGGAAAAGGCUGCAAAGUGAAUUCAACCACUGACAAGAGGACAGUUUGUCAGUGUAACCAUCUGACCAACUUUGCUAUUUUAAUGAGACCGUACACAUCUGAGGAGGAAGACAAAGAGUCUCUGAAGACUUUAUCUUUUGUUGGAGUUAUCAUCUCCAUAGCUUUUACAGUUUUAACCUUCAUAAUUUACAUCGUCUUAUGGAAACACAUAAAGAAUGACCAGAACAUCAUGCUGUUAAAUCUCUGUGGAUCCUUGAUUUUAUCAUAUGUUGUCUUCAUCUCGGCUGUGGAAGAAACAAACAAUGAGGUUUUGUGUAUCGCAAUAACCGCCAUCAUCCAUUACCUCUUCCUGGUGACCUUUUUCUGUAUGAUGGGGAUGGGAGUCUACUAUUUUAUGAGUAUAACCGUGACCUAUUACGCGAUGUAUAUGGCCAAUAAUUUCAAGUCCAAAUCCAGAGUACGUUGGUUUCUUUUAGGAGGAUGGGGAUUUCCAUUAAUUAUUGCAGCUUCAACAUUAGGGGCAUUUUGGGGAAAUAAAUACCACGUUAAAAACUACUGCUGGUUGUCAGCAGAAAGCGGUUCUCUUUAUUUGUUUAUUGCUCCAGUUUGUGUCAUUGCUGUGAUAAAUAUUCUUAUAAUCGUGUCCUUAAUUCGAGUUUUGUUUGCAACAUCUACAAUGAUAAAUUCAUCGCUUCAUAAAAAGACUGUGACGGCACUACGUUCACUCGGUACACUUGUACCCGUAUUAGGAGUUACCUGGCUUUUUGGAGUCUUAGCUGUUAACGAAAGUUCAGAAGUAUUCCAGUUUAUUUUCAUCAUCUCUAAUUCCUUACAGGGAUUUUUCAUAUUUGUCUCACAUGUGCUAUUAAACAAGAAGCUGAUUAAGGGUAUAAAGACUCAAUAUCCUUCCUUGAGUGGAUUAAGUAUAUUUACCGAGUCAAGCGGAAAGGAAACAACCUCUGUAUCACGGACACACUCAUCGUCCUCCGAUCGACCUAUAGUCAAAACCAAAAAAAAAGGAAUUCUAUCAAUUUUUGGAACAUCAUCGGAUAAAAUGAAAACACGGAAACCAAAUAAAGUAAUUAAGUCAGACUCGUUUCUGACAGAAAAGACCUUGACAACUGAUUACUCAUAUAUACCUCCACAAGAAAAGAUUUGCUUGAUGCCAUCUGAUAUUGAACCAAAGCAAAAGGAGACAAAAUUUGAAUGAAACAUUGAAGAAUUGAACCAACGGUUUUACUUUUCCGGUUUUGAAACUGAUUUAAUACAUUUCUUUAAAAUGUUAAUCAGUAUGAUCACAAACACUUCCUUUCUUUGCCAGUUCUCAGAGUGUUCUACAAUGAAGAAGUCAUGCCAGUGUAAUCUCAACGAUUAUAAAAAUCAUUUUUGUUCUAAGAGUUAAA